AAACAUUUAAAAAAAAAUUUAAAAAAGUGAAAAAAACCCAAAAUUCAACCAAAGAAUUCUCUAUAAUAUAUUUUUGAAUACUGAAAAGCGCGCAUAAAAAACCUCCCCAUCAAUUUGUCAUACGUCCACCCUUAAUACUUUAUACUUUUUUUUCGUAUUGUGUAUUUUUCUUUUCGAGUGCAAAAAAUUGUUGGAGAUAGACAGACAAAAAAUCUUUUAUUUAAAUAUUGAAGACCUCUUCACGCAAAAACUACUCAUUCAGACCAUCUACAUAAAAGAAUUAUUUAUUAUAUAUAUUUUUGUGAAAUAUUUAUAUAAAAGUCCAAAGAGCUGCGCCGCGCAUCCAGGAAAUGUCAUAUUGAAAUGAAAAAAAAUCUACAUAAAACGUUGUUGAAUUAAAAGCAACAAAAUGCUGUUUUUCAUGUGGAAUGAGAAGAAUAAAAAAUUUUAAAUAAAUUAUAAUUUUAAAGGACAAUGUAGAACAAUAACAAAACAGCUAAUUUAUAGAAUUUAUAGAAAGUUGUUAUAUAAUACUGACAUUAAUAUGCAUACACGUAUUUAAAAUAUAAAAGGAAUAAAUACAAGUACCUAUAAUUGAAAUUUUAUUUCUUUUUCAUCAAAGAAAAGUAUUUCUGUCAUAAAAAAAAGCUUUGAGAAAGAUAAAAUACACCAAAUUAAAUAUUAUUAAAUUUAUUUUUUUUGCAAGAAAUAAAGAAACAUAUCUCUCAUCAAUUUCUUAAUAUCAUACUGUUUUACCAUUAUAACAGAAAGAAAAAAUCGAACUUCUAUAUAUACAUAUGUAUACGUAUGUGCUCACACAGCAAAAUUUAACCCAUAUUAAUCCAUAGAAUGCUAUAUUGUAUUUUGAAAUUUAAGGAUAUAUGUACAUAGAAAUAUUAAAAAAUAAAUUUAGAACAUAUUUAUAUAUACAUAAAGGAUAUAUGUACAUAAAAAAUAUAACUGGUAAAUAUAUAGUAAAAUACAUGCAUAUACACACAUAUAAAAGUCCACAUUUGGAUAUUUCUAAGAUUUAAGUAACAUUAAAAAAUGUUUCUUAAUUAAAUAAAAACGCCACUGAAAUUAAAUUGAAAUAAUAAACAUUAAAACAAAAUCAAAAAUAUUUGAUAAUGAAUCAGAGUGAAAUAGUUAUGUACAAGUACAAUUGGGAAUUUGUGAAGUCUAUUUAAUGAGAUAAGUUUAAAUUGAAACAUGAAAUUAAUCUUAUAAAUGAAAAAAAAAUAUACUGAAAAUUAAAGUGUUAUCAUUAAUUUCAACAUCCGCGAAAAAGAAUAUUUAUUAGUGCAGUAGUUUUUUUUGGUUUAUUGUUUCUUUAAUAUUUACGUAAAAAUAUUUUGAAGUUCGUAUUUUAAUUUUAAUUAUUGGUAACGAGCCUAUAAUUUAGAGUCAAAUAUGAGAUUAAAUUUUCAACUUGAAAUCAAAAUAAAUUUUAUUAAAUGUGGUUUUAAAAAAUCUAAUUAAAAAAAAUCAUUUGUUUAGUCAAAAUUGUUUCUAAAUUAUAUAAUUAAAAUAGUAUCAAAAAUUACCUAUAUAUACGAGUACAUAUAAAAUCAUAUAUAUAAAAGUAUUUUAGGCUAUUGCUGAAAAACACAUAAAAUAGCAAAUAUCAUAAUGGACGCAAAUUCUUGGACUUCUUCAAUACUUUCGAAAUUUUGUCUAUUAUGUAUUUGUUUUAUGUCUAUAACACUUUUUGGAAUAUUUGUUACUGCUGAUCAAGAGGAGGAUAUACCACACAACGAAGUUCACAAUUGGGCCCUGAAAUUUGGGGUUGAUCUUUGGGAAUUUGGUAGACAGUUUACAAAAAUGAAUGAUAUUAAAACUAAAUACAAAGAAAAUGAUUUCGAAGUAAAACGCAAGGAUGGUAUUAUUCUUUUACGAGAAUUAGCGGCUGAAGUAAAAAACUUUAUGGAUUUUAAAAGGAAUGCUGUUAUGCGAAUAAUGGAUUCGGCUGAACAAGCCGCUUUAUCAGAAUUGGAUUCGCAAACAUCAUCGUCGUCAACACAAAAAGUUACUCAUUACGAUGCUCGUCGGAUAAAUGAAUACAAUUCAGAUGGAAAACUAGCCGAUGGAGCAAAACAUUUAGAUAUACGUUAUAUGAGACGAUUUGAACGUUUACCAGUUAACCUAAGUAUCAGCUCAAUUUUAGUGCCCAAUAAUGUGGAUUUAAGUGAUGCAGAUAUUAAAGCAGCGCUGCAAUGGAGUUCUCACUUAGAUCCACUGUUUCAAAACAAUUUGGAGAGAGAUCCCGCGUUAUCAUGGCAGUAUUUUGGAUCGAGCUUAGGAUUUUUAAGAAGAUUUCCUGCAACCGCGUGGCCUCCAGAAGGUUCAAAAGGUAGCAAACAAAUACACGAUUUCCGAACACACAAUUGGUUUGUACAGGCAGCUUCUUCGCCAAAGGAUAUAAUGAUUCUUUUGGACUCCUCAUCCUCAAUGUCGGAAAAGUCUUUUGAGUUGGCGACAACUACUGCUUUUAAUAUAUUGGACACAUUAGGCGAAAAUGAUUUUGUUAAUUUAGUUUCAUUUUCCGAUACAAUUAAUACUCCCGUUCCAUGUUAUAGAGACAAAAUGAUUCGGGCUACCCCGGAAAAUACGAAGGAAAUAAAAUCAGCUGUAAAAGCUGUAACUUUAGGCGGCACUGCAAAUUUUACAGCUUCUUUAGAGUAUGCAUUUCAAUUGCUACAUAAGUACAAUGUUACAGGAGAAGGAAGCCAAUGUAAUCAGGCUAUAAUGUUGAUUACAGAAAGUAUGUCAAAUCCAGAAACAGAUAUCAUUAAACAAUAUAAUUGGCCACAUAUGCCUGUCAGAAUAUUUACAUACCUCGUUAAUGGAGACUCGGGCUCUAAGAGCACACUACAUGAAAUAGCUUGCUCUAAUAAAGGAUUUUUCGCCCGCAUAACCAAUGUUGAAGAAGCCCGUGAGCGGGUAAUUGAUUAUGCGCUUGUAAUGGCAAGGCCAAUGAUAAUGUAUCUUAAUGAUCAUCCUGUUCAUUGGUCUCCAGCUUUUGUAGCUGGAAAAACUGGAAGUUUGGCAAGAGACAGUGAGACAAAACGUCGUCUUGUAACGACAGUUUCAACUCCAAUUUUCGAUAGACGAAACCAUUCGGUUCGUGUAGCCAAUUUAUUGGGAGUUGUUGGGACAGACGUUCCAAUUGAAGAGAUAAUUAAAGUUAUUCCGCAACAUAAAUUGGGACCGAAUGGUUAUUCAUUUAUCGUUGAUAAUAAUGGCCGAGUGUUGUAUCAUCCUGACUUAAGACCAUUAAGUGAUAACAGCCAAUAUGUAAAGGAAUUGAAACCCAAAUACAUAUCAACUGACAUAAUGGAGUUGGAACUGCCUGAAACAGAAUUUGGUAAUGAACAACAUGAACAAUAUGAGGAGAACAAAGCUCUUCUGGCUGAAAUGCGAAAUGAGAUUGUAACACCUAAAGAAGGUGAAUCAGAUAUUACAGUCUUGACACAUUAUGAUAAUAUGAAGAGAGUUUCUUCCAGAACACAACGAUAUUUUUAUGGCCCAAUCGAAAAUACACCAUUCACUCUAGCUCUUGUUUUACCAGAGAGAUAUGGUAAUCAUGAGGUGGUAGCUCAGCAAGAAAUUAGACAUUCUAGAACAAAUGUUACUGAGUUUUUCUCUGGUGAAAAAUGGCGUAUUAAUCCAGAUUGGGUGUAUUGUGAAUAUAAUACAGUUGGAGAUCUUGAGAAAGAGCGUGAAAGUUCAGCCGAAGUAUCACGUGAGCAAGAACCUAAUUUCGCAACGCCAGAAGAACAAGUUUUACAUUUUUUAGCCCGUGCUGGCAGGCCCGGUUGGAAAUGGAUGUCGGUACGGCCAAAACCACCGCAAUCGCACGUACCUACCCAUUCACAAAGCCAUUACGGUGCGUUUUUAAAUAGUGGACAAAAUCCACGAAAAGCCGAACCAUAUUUUUGCGAUAGAUUGCUAAUUCAAAGCUUAGUGCGGGAUGCAAUGGUUACUUCAAAUUUGGAUCAACCUUUAAAUUCUCCACAAAAAGAAGAUAAACACCCAAUCGCCACAUUAAUGGCGUUAUUGCACAGACAAGGAUAUAAAAUGUUUUCGGUUGUCACCACAUUUGUUGCAACAAGAUCAGGUUUACUGAGGUGGAAUGAUCAUUUCAAUCGAUCUGAAGAUGCUCCAGAAAUACAUUUUAGUGAAAACAAUGCUCGUGCUAUAGACACAAGUUGGUAUCGUCGCGCAGUAGAUCAACAUCUUAUAGAACCAGAUAGUUUCGUUUACAGUGUACCAUUUGAGUCUGGAUAUACUGACAAAUCAAACCGAACUCUAGUGACUGCCUCACACGCUAUAUUUUUAGAUCAUAGAGGUCACAAAGCACCAGUAGCAGUAGUCGGCCUUCAAUUUCAUCACGAUUCUUUAGCAAGACAUUUUAUCAAUAUAACUUCAAAGUGUACCGGUAAUGGGCAAUCAUGUGGAAAAACCUGUGCUUCAGAUGAGCUUGAUUGUUAUGUUUUAGACAAUAACGGUUUUGUAAUAUUAUCUGAAAAUAAUGAACAUACUGGAAAAUUUUUUGGUCAAAUCGAUGGAACAAUAAUGGACUCCUUAGUUCAAGAUCGGAUUUAUAAACGUGUAACUGUAAUGGAUUAUCAGGGAGUAUGUUCAGAUGCCGAUAAUCCUUAUACUGCGGCUGGAGAACUAAUAGUUCCCUUUAAGCCAUUUUCAUGGUUAGCUAAAUAUAUACUGUCGUUGUGUUUCACAUGGUUAUCAUUUCUGCCUCAGCCGUUAAAAGCGUGGCAACAAGAUGAUUAUACAUAUCAUGAAAUUGACGCUGAUCUAUUUGAUGAGACCACUUAUACUGACGAAUACGAAAAUUUCGACGAUUAUAGUCCGAAUGAAGAAGAUGAGUUUGAAACAUACACAACACCGGAAUUCGAAACAACUACAGUCCCACCCAAAAUACAGAAACCAACUACUGGAGCAAGAUCGCCACCAGAUCCAAAAAAUGCCCGAAAGUGCGAUAUGAAAACAGAUUUGUAUGUGUUGCAACCAGACAGACUGAAUCAAAGCGGGCAAAAUAAUCCACUGAAGGGUAAAUUAACAAACUGUCACUCUUCUGGAUGCGAACGUCCUUUCAGUGUUCAAAAAAUUCCACAUAGCAACCUCAUUUUGUUAGUAGUAGAUACUUUAUGUCCUUGCGGUUCGAAACAGUUGGAUAUUGAACCGAUUGAAACACCCGGAGGAAUAGGAGCGUGCAGCACUCGCCGACAAACAUUAGAAAAAGAAAAACGAAUGCGGCCAAAAACUUGUAUAAACUAUCAUCCGGAAGAAAUAGAAAUUCAACAGUGUGGUCGUGGAUCAUCUACAUUUAAUACACAAUCGAUCAUAUUAUCACAUUUAUUGAUGUUUGCUGUUACAAAUACUUUGGCAAAUGCGUGAUAUUAAAAUAUAAUAUUUUUUCUAAUUUACCAAAAAAUAUAUGUACUAAAACAAUUUUUGUUAUUGGUUAUUGUUUCUAAAGUUAACUGGUUUGUUUUAAAUUUAGUUAACCAGAUUCAUUAUAAAAAUUAGAUUUAAUAAAAAAUGAAAAAAACAUUUUUUUUUAUAUAGUUUUGGGUGGAGGCGAAAUAAAACUGAUUGUUAAAAAAAAAUAAAAAAAAACACAAAAACAAAAAUCAUAUGCAUUAACAAAUAUACAAAUUAUUUACAAAGUAUGUACAUAUAUAUGAAAACACACGGAAGAGUAAAUUUACAGGUCGAAUAAAUGUAGAUAAUUACCUAAUAAACCACAGCAUCAAGUAUAAAAACAAACCUACAGAACUCAGCGUUUAUUACCAAAGAUUAAGGUUUAAUGUGAAGCAAUAUAAUAAUAAAGAAACAAAAAUGUGAAUUUAAUUUAGAACUGAACUUGUUACAAUUUUUUACAUAUGAAUUUGAGAAUACUGAGUUUAUAUAUUUUAUUUAAAUAAAAUCAUUCUGAAUAAAAUUAAAAAUAUAAAUUCUGAAUAAAACCCAUCAACUUUGUGCAAAGAAAAGAAAUCUUGUGUAAUUUAUAUAUAUAUAUUUAUAUAUAUAUAUAUAUAUAUAUAUAUAUAUAUAUAUAUAUAUAUAUAUAUAUGUGUAGAUAAAUGUAUUCACACAACAAUAAAAAUAUAUGUAUUUAAAAAAAAUGAUAACCUUGAAUUUGGUGGAACAAAAGUAGCGUUUAGAAAAAAAACCGACACAUAAAUUAUAAAUUAACACACACCAAUUAUUUCGAAACAAAUGGAUCUUUAUCUUGCAUUUUAUGCAUAUAAAUAUACCAAAACCAAAAAAAAGAAUAAAAGAAGAAAAAAAACACAAUUUAUAGAAUGUAAGAAAAUUUAACUACAAAGAAAAUAUUAGAACUUUUUUAUAUGGAAAUUUAAAUUAAUUUAAUAAAAUAAAGAAAAACGUAUGUAAUUAAUAUAGUUUUAGUAAAAAUUGAUAAUUAAUAAUAUUAUUAAUUUUGGAUUAUAAAAUAUAAGUGUAAAUUAUGUACUUCUAUAUUAUAAAAAAUAACAAAAAAAAAAUUAUUUUAAUUGUUAUCAAUUUCAUAACAAAAAGUGUAACUUAUUUGAAAGUGUAAUUUUUUAUGGUUCAUAGUCUUGGGAAAUUAACUUUGAAUUAAAUCAUAAUAGAGCAUAAUUCUAUAUUGUUUUUUGCAUUUAUUGUUUUGUAUUGAAACCUACCACUUUAAUUUACGUAACCUUGAAGUUUGUAUAGUCUUAAUAUUAAACAUCAUAUGUACGAAUACGAGUAUGUAUAUGCUUCUGAAAAAUGCACUACUUAGAUAUUGAGUUAAUAUUUUUUUAUGUACUUCAUUAUAUCUACUUCUUUCUAGUAUGAAAGUACAUAAAUACACUCCUUUUGUAAUUCAUAAAAUAAAAUUCAUGAACAUUGUAGAUAAUAUGUUCGAAGGUUGAAAAAAAAGUAUAACUGAUGUAAUACUUGUUUGUUAAGAGAAGCUGUCUUAUAAAAUUUGAAGCAUGCUUUUUUAGUAGUUCGUUAGAAUCUUAUUGAUUACGUACUUACAGUUUAUCAAAAAUGUUAAAGCAUAAGAUUUUUUGUAUUUUGAUUGUGCUAAACGAAAGUUUAAAACAGUUCAAGCAUAAUAUAAAUGUAUGUAAUAGUUUGACAAAUUAUUAUAUUAUUUUACUAAAAUCAACUAUAAAACAUAAUGGUAAUAUUUGUAAGUGUUCAUUUGUAAUAGAUGAAAUUUUCUUCUAGGAAGUGCAUGCAAUUGGUGUUUCUUAUAAAAUAUCCUAUAACAAACAAUACCCCACGAGAAAACAUUACGUACAAAACAUUUAUUAAAAAUCAUUUUAACUAAAACAGACAUGUACAUGUGAAACAUAAUGUAUAAUUUAUUACAAGGUUUUAAUAAAGUGGCUAUGGAAUCGAUACUUUAUACUAUAAUUAAAUAAUAAACCGAAAAAAUAUAUACAUAUUUAUAUAAAUAUACGUGUACAAACAUAUAUAUGUGGUCCUCUUUUUUGAAUGCGGAAAUUACAUUAAAAUGGCUAAUUUAGUUGCUAGACAAUAAAAGAAUACAAAAUUAAAUUUUAGAUUAAUACUUUAGAUUAAUUAAGGAAUAAUAAAAAAAGACUUCAAAAUUAUUUUAUGUUAAUCUUUUUUGAGUAAGAAAAAGAAAUAAAUCAUAUAGUUAAUUAGUUAAUAUUCAGAUUAGAACUAUUAAAAUCAAAUAAAAGUAUUAGUAAAAGUAAAUGUUAUAGA
Condylostylus longicornis is the source of this 7734-nucleotide messenger RNA. RefSeq names its product voltage-dependent calcium channel subunit alpha-2/delta-3 (gene stol). The record is from RefSeq and is a predicted model, not a curated record. Gene Ontology annotation, molecular function: voltage-gated calcium channel activity. Lineage: Eukaryota; Metazoa; Arthropoda; Insecta; Diptera; Dolichopodidae. Gene Ontology annotation, cellular component: voltage-gated calcium channel complex. The coding region runs from base 1630 to 5418 and encodes 1262 amino acids. The transcript has 19 exons.